AUGGAGAGCCUGAACACCCUCCUUCUAACUGCUGCUGUUUGUUUUCUCUGUCAAGGCUGCGGCGGCUCCGAGGCCGAGCACCGGCUUUACGUGGCCCUCUUCGAGAGCUACAACCAGUUCGUACGCCCCGUCAAGAACGUCUCGGACCCUGUCAUCAUCCAGUUCGAGGUGUCCAUGUCGCAGCUGGUGAAGGUGGACGAAGUCAACCAGAUAAUGGAAACCAACUUGUGGCUGAAGCACAUCUGGAAUGAUUACAAGCUUCGGUGGAAUCCAGCAGACUAUGGAGGUGCUGAAUUCAUCCGAGUUCCAUCUGGCCAGAUCUGGAAGCCAGAUAUUGUUUUAUAUAACAAUGCAGUUGGGGAUUUCCAGGUUGAUGACAAGACAAAGGCCCUUUUAAAAUACACGGGUGAUGUGACAUGGAUACCUCCAGCUAUAUUUAAAAGUUCAUGUAAAAUAGAUGUAACCUACUUCCCAUUUGAUUAUCAGAACUGCACCAUGAAGUUUGGUUCCUGGUCUUACGACAAAGCCAAAAUCGACUUAGUUCUAAUUGGCUCUACAAUGAACCUGAAAGAUUACUGGGAGAGUGGAGAAUGGGCUAUAAUUAAAGCUCCUGGGUAUAAACAUGACAUCAAAUACAACUGUUGUGAAGAGAUAUAUCCAGACAUCACAUACUCUCUUUACAUUAGGCGUUUACCUUUAUUUUACACUAUCAAUAUGAUUAUUCCCUGUCUGUUGAUUUCUUUUCUGACUGUAUUAGUUUUCUAUUUGCCCUCAGACUGUGGUGAGAAGGUGACACUCUGCAUAUCAGUGCUUCUCUCUUUAACAGUGUUCCUUCUUGUUAUCACAGAAACCAUACCUUCUACUUCCCUGGUAAUUCCCCUUAUUGGGGAAUACCUCCUUUUCACCAUGAUAUUUGUAACUCUAUCGAUUGUCAUUACAGUAUUUGUACUAAAUGUGCACUACAGAACACCCAAGACACACACAAUGCCCAUGUGGGUGAGAACUAUUUUCUUGAACUUACUUCCCCGGAUCAUGUUCAUGACAAGGCCUGCCAGUGAUGAAGAGAGUAAUCCGAAGCCAAAACCAUUAUUCACUUCUGAGUUUUCAAACUUAAAUUGCAUCAACGGUUCUGAAACCAAAUGCUGCAAAGACGGCUUUGUUUGUCAAGAUAUGGCAUGCAGCUGCUGUCAGUAUCAGCGCACAAAGUUCUCGGAUUUCAGUGGCAAUCUGACUAGAAGUUCAAGCUCUGAGUCUGUAGAUCCUAUGCUUUCAUUUUCAGUUCUGUCACCAGAAAUGAGAGAUGCUAUUGAAAGUGUGAAAUACAUUGCAGAAAAUAUGAAAAUGCAGAAUGAAGCAAAAGAGAUUCAGGAUGAUUGGAAAUAUGUUGCCAUGGUAAUUGAUCGUAUUUUUCUAUGGGUUUUCAUCCUAGUAUGUAUUCUAGGAACAGCAGGAUUGUUUUUACAACCUCUGAUGGCUGGAGAUGAAAUGUAA
Messenger RNA from Pseudopodoces humilis (Tibetan ground-tit), 1491 nucleotides. RefSeq names its product cholinergic receptor nicotinic alpha 3 subunit (gene CHRNA3). NCBI's taxonomy places the organism in Eukaryota, Metazoa, Chordata, Aves, Passeriformes, Paridae. The record is from RefSeq and is a predicted model, not a curated record. Gene Ontology annotation, molecular function: acetylcholine-gated monoatomic cation-selective channel activity; transmembrane signaling receptor activity. Gene Ontology annotation, biological process: monoatomic ion transmembrane transport. Gene Ontology annotation, cellular component: postsynaptic membrane.